AUGUCUGUCCUUGUUUCCCCAUCCUUCCCAUGUCUGCCAUCCCUGCUGCUGGCUCUGCUGCUGAAACUCACAGGAACCUCAGGUGAAGAGUUCCAGGUGAACCAGCCUGAGAGUUCAGUGUCAGCCAAGCCUGGAGAUGUCAUAACCUUGGGCUGCAGCAUUCCUGCUCUGUUCCCAGCAGGGCCUGUCUUGUGGUUCAAGGUCACCGGGCUUGAACAAAAAUUAAUCUACAGAUUUAAUGGAAGCCAAUUUCCCCGAGUAUCCCCAGUGGUAAACCCAAUGGCCAAUCAAACAGACUAUUCCACCCACAUCAGUGAUGUGUCGCCUAAGGACGCUGGCACCUAUUACUGUGUGAAGUUAAGAAUAGGGCAUCCUGACAUGGAGUAUAUAUCUGGUCCAGGCACCCAUGUAUCUGUGAGUGGAGCCACAAAUGACAUGUUCAAGGUGCAACAAGCUGAGAUAUUACAGACUGUAACAACUGGGGAAACACUCACCUUGAGUUGCAGUGUACCAGAUUCAUUUCCAAAUGGACCCAUCUUAUGGUUCAAGGGGACUGGACCAAAUCGUGAAUUAAUCUACAGUUUCAAAGGUGGCCUCUUUCCCAGAGUAACACAGAUUGGAAAUGCGGCCAAAGCUGGCAAUGCAGACUUUUCCAUCCGCAUCAGUGAAAUCUCUCUUGCAGAUGCCGGCACCUACUUCUGUGUGACGUUCAAGGAGGGAAAACCUGAUAUAGAGUACCAGUCAGGUCGGGGCACCCAGGUGGUUGUGACAGGAACAAGCAAUAAUUUUGCCCCAGAUACUUCAGACAGACAUCUUUUGACCGCGAGGGGAACCAAGUUGAGGAAAAGUCUGCUCUAG
Hippopotamus amphibius kiboko is the source of this 858-nucleotide messenger RNA. Its product is annotated as signal-regulatory protein beta-2-like. Gene Ontology annotation, cellular component: plasma membrane. The record is from RefSeq and is a predicted model, not a curated record. The coding region runs from base 1 to 858 and encodes 285 amino acids. NCBI's taxonomy places the organism in Eukaryota, Metazoa, Chordata, Mammalia, Artiodactyla, Hippopotamidae. The transcript has 4 exons.